UUCAUUUCCGCUCACCCGCUCGAUAUGAAAACAUUGGCACUGUCAUUAGGCUAAACAGUUGUUUACAGAGAGAUAUAUGAAGCAGUUGAAUUAGGUCAAACGCAGACGAAAUGGCAACGGGGUUGAGCACCCCCUUUGCUUCUGCUUCACCAACUGUUGCUACGAUUGGAGGGGUUACGACUAUCCUUCAGGGAAAAGGAUUACCCAGUAAAAAGUCGUCUGCCUCUGAACUUCUGGACCAAAUACGUCAAUUGGAAAUUGAAGGAAAUAAACUAAGAUCUACAAAUCUAGAAACAGGCUCUAUAUCAUCUGGAGGCACAGACUUUGGAAGUUACAGAACAGAUAUCUCUGAGACACCUGCAUUUAGCCAUACUAAACCUACCAUUGUUCCUACCUCACCUGCUACACUCUCAGCUCUGGUAGACAUCUCUGCUGAACAGAAAACUAUCUCAGACCUCAGGACUCAGCUGGAUGCCCAGAGGAAGGAGACAGACAGACUUCAGCACCACAUGUUAAAUGACUAUCCUAUGUCCAAACAUGUUCCGGUCCAGUCUUCCAUGAUUCCUAGCAGUCCAUCCAAAACUGGAUUCUCUACUCUCCCUUCAACGGAACUCUUCUCUGCAAGGAGGCCAGCUUAUGAUUAUGGACCUCCAUCCCACUUAGAGAAGGCCCUGAAGGAUUCCCAGGAACAGGUGACAGAUUUGAGACGACGACUACAGGAGGCAAAUGAACAAUCAGAAUUACAGAAAAGACAAUUCCGCAGUAACAUAGAGGAGCUGAAGGGGAAACUCCAUGAAACAGUGACCAACAGGGAGGCUGUCCUUGAUUUAAGACUGAAAGAAUCGACCAACCAGGAGGCGAUGUUAGCAAAGAUGCAGAAUCAGGUACAGCAGCUGACAGAGAAGUGUCGGGCACAGGAGGAGGCACUGAGUGAUGCAGGGAGGCAGAUGGAUGAUAACACACGGGACAAGUAUCUGUUGGACACCUCUGUCAACCAGAUCAGACAGAUCCUUGUGGAUGCUGAGAGGAAGCGUGGACGGCCAUUCUUUGAUUCUGACCCUGUGACUAAACAGGCACCCGGUAUGCUUGUCCAUACUCUGGAGCGGUGUCUACAGGAGAUGAGUGCUGACAUCACACAGAAAUCACAGAAAAUGCAUGAGCAUGAGAAGGAGAUUCUGUCCCUAAAACACAAUAUUAGCCACGACAAGGACACCCUCCUCCGAGAACAACAGGACAAAAUCUCAUCAAUGACCACUGAACAUGAAAAACAGAUGCAGUCCACGUCAGAACGGGCGAACAAUGCACGGAAACAGACUGUGACUCUACAGUCUCAGCUAGCCAUGAUGGAGGGUCAGUUUGAGCAGCAGAUGAAGAUGAAAGAUGUGAUGAUACUUGACCUAGAACAGAAAGUCCGCCAUUUAAAAGAAGAAUUCUCAGAUGAUAGGACCAAAUGGCAGCAGAAGAAGGAAGCUCUGGAUGAAUCUUUGGAGAAAACUUAUAAGGAUGUCAGUGCCAUGAGGAAGGAAAGGGAUGAUGCCAUUCGCAAUAUGUCAUCUCUGGAGGGCAAGAUUGAGGAACACCAGAACACAGCUGCCCGACUCCAGGCUGAGGUACACCUGGAAAAGCAGCGUUAUAGUCAAAUGUCUGACAAGGAGACCAUGAUGAGGACAAGACAGACCGAGCUGGAGACCAAACUGGAGGAGAAACAGAGAGAUGUCGACCGAGUGGAGAAAAUGUUGGAACUCAUCAGACAUGAGUGUAAUGCUCAGGUCAAUGAAAAGAUAUCGUAUGCUGAGCGACAGGAGAGAGACCGUCAUUUGGACCAGAUUAGCAGUCUCACGUCACAGCUCAGCAGUAUGACGGAGAAGUGCAAUAGAAACACCCUUGACCUGGAAAUGACUAAGUCAGAGUGUGUAAACCUCAAAAAACAAUUACGGGAAACUUCAGAAAAGUUCGAGUCAACAAAAAUCCAACAAGAAUCAUUAUCUGUGGAGAAAAAUCAUGUAUCAAACAUGCUGAGUGAUAAAAAGUCAGAAAUGGAGAGAGUGUCACAAGAAAAGGACUAUUAUUCUAAUCUAUUGGAGCAGAAAAAUGAGGAAUUAUCUCAAGUGAGGACUCAAAAGGAAAGAUUAGCUAUUCAGUUAGAGGAGAAAGAAAAAAAUCUAUUAAUGUUACAACAGCAAUCUACAAACUUUACUCAGUUCAUGGAGACAAAUUCUCGGGCACAUGAUAAUCUCAGGGAAGAAAAAGACAAUCUAAUGAAAAUAAUCACAGACCAAAAAUCUACAUUAGAAGAACUGAGAAGUUCACGUGAGAAUAUGGCAAAGAAGAUGAAAAUACGAGAAAAACGAAUCAAAGAGUUAGAAGAAGGAAAGAAGAAGUCAACGGAGGAGAUACAACUACGUCUGGAGGAGAUGGGGAUACUACAGCAGGAAAAGGAUACUCUUUAUAAGGAACUGAAGGAGAGUCGAUACGAGGUGGCGAACCUCACUGAGGAAAAGGAUUCUGUCAAACACAACCUGGAGCUACAGAAAUCCGACCUGGAGAAGGCCUUGGCACGGGCACAAUCCAAAUGUAAAACAAUGGAGCAGGAAUUCAGACUAGCACAUAGAACUCUCAAAUCACGGGAGUCAGCAGAUCACCAAGCUGUGAAGGUGGCAGACAAGAUGCAGAAGGAGGUUACGCUGAAGAGGAGUGAGAUUGACUCACUAAAGACCAAGGUCCGAUGGUUAGAGGACAAACUCGACUCACUCUCACGGGAACGAAACAGUCUGGAGGGUGACAAAGACAGACUGAAAAUUUCCCUCAACAAGUCCCUUACUCACAACCAGCAGGUCACUGCUGAGCUCGAGGUGUCCCAGGGCCAGGUGAUGGAGCUCCGGACACAGAUUAAUCGGCUUGAGGUUUCACUUGAAAAGUUGAAACGCUCCACUACUCAGGACCGGAAAAGUGUUCAGGUUAUGGUGACAGAAAACCCAUUGAUUGUGGCUAAAAAGGCUAACACAAAGACUGCCACUACUCAAGCCCAGCUGGAGCAAUUUGAACAGGAGCUCACUUGUCUCAAGCUUAAACACCAGCUCGACAUGCAGGAAGCAAUUCAGAAGACGACUCAGAGAAAAGGACAAGGUCAGAAAGACUUACCAUCCACAUACCCAGUAGCUGUGUACUACCCUCAGGAGGACGGUAACUUUGAUACGGUCAAGGGAGGGAAGAGUGGUCAGUUUACAGACCGACAAAUCCCCACCAGGGAUACAGAUGAUUACCGGGGAGAGCUGAAGACUCUCCUCCAUGAGAUGAGAACACUGAUAUCAGAGAAAAAGGACAGGAACAACCAUGCACGCCCGUCCAUACAUCGUCGGUACAAUUCCACCCAGCUACCAGUGCAGACAAACCUGCCUAAGGGACAUUACCGGUUGUACUCAUCCUCGGAGACAGAGGAGUACCAUUCUGAUAACGAAGUGGAUAGAACCCUCAACAGGUCAAGGUCAAAGUUUGACUACUCAGCAAUGUCCUCAAUGAAAGGAUCAAGGUCCAGAUCUCUGUCACCUGUCCAUCAGUAUCAGAGACGACACAGUUUAGACACCACUGCAGUAACUAGGUCACCACAAAGCUAUAUCUCAAGGUCACCAGAAUUCUUAAGGAAGUCCGGAUCAUCCCGACUGGGACCAUACAGUAAUGACCUGAGCCAGGAAAAUGAGUCUAUGGCUCACAAGGAUGACGAGGUCAAACCAGGCUCUACUCGACUGGUAUCUAACACCCAAGACCUUUGUAAGAGGCUAGAAGAGAGAAUAGAAUCACUGUCCAAGAUGGGCGGAUCGCUACAGAAAGAGAACAAAGAGAUGGCAGACUUGAUGAAACAGCAGGGUAAGAAGAUCCGCAAGGCGAAAGAUAACACGAAGAAGAUAAGGAAGGUGGUGAGGUGACACAGCCGAGACUAUUGAUGUGAUUACAGCUUGAUAAUCGUUUGUAUUUACCGGUUCAUUAUUGACAGGAAAGACCUGUCCACAAACCUAAUUAUGAGCAGCAUGAACGUCAAAUGAAGUGUGUUGAUUAGAUAAGCCAAAAUGUGGAUAGACAGUGAUUUUGCGCAAGGCAUAUAUUGCUGUGUUGAUGUUAAAAUGUAUUAAUACAUAGUUUUGUUUUCGUCAAAGUUGGAAAAAAACACACUCUAGAAUGACAUCAAUGAGAUUUUGAAUUGAACCUAAUCGUAAUUAUGUACACCCAUUACUAUCAUCAUGUUUGAUAUAGUGUACUGAAAUACAUAUACCUGUACAAGUACGUCAAUAAUAAACAUAACCAUCUCAGUCCGUGCUAUUCACACAUAUGCCAAACGUUCUGUUCUUUCAUUAGAAGAUGCAAGUGUAUAGGAGUUUUUGUAAGAGUUUGCUAGUUCAUACAUGUGCGACUCCCUUCAAAGUCAUCUAUGUCCCUCAUUUUAGUUGUUUAUUCUCUAGAAUUAUUCAAAUUUGUUGUUAACUUGAUUUGCAAAUAUCAUUCUACAGGAAGUUUUUUGUGCGAUACUUUAAAUAUAAUGGUCACCGAAAAUCCUCGAUAAGCUUACAAUUGAAGUUGAUAACUGCAAACAUUGGUUUGUCAUUGAAUCUUAAUGUAUUUGCAUUUAUUAGUCAGUUUCGUGUUAGUUUAUUUACAAUGGUUGUAUCAUACAAUAACUUUUCAUUAGUCUGAUUAGAAUAGACCACCAGACCACCGUGACUGUAAACAAUGUCCCUCAUUAAGGCAGUAAUCUGUUACAGCAUUAUUGAUCCUCGGUUAAGUGCAGCAUUUCGAUAAGGUCUUGAGCUUUAUGGUGAUUAAAAUCAGACUGUUGACGUAGUCAUAUGAUCGAUAUUUUCAAUAUCAUGCAUAUGUCGUUCAGCUCACUCUUUUGAAAGACUUGUGGAAUUUAUGACAUAUAUCCGUUAUUUAAUGUUCUGGGUCGUUCAAAGGUGUCUGAAAUGGCUUGUAAAUUAUGAGUCCCGUUAGCAUUUGUUAUCUGACUUAUAAUGUUAUUUGGACAAAACAGGAUAUGGCCCAUUCGCAAAUAUGAAACAGAUUGAAAUUUUGUUACA
Pecten maximus is the source of this 5069-nucleotide messenger RNA. RefSeq names its product coiled-coil domain-containing protein 158-like. Lineage: Eukaryota; Metazoa; Mollusca; Bivalvia; Pectinida; Pectinidae. Bases 111 to 3923 code for a protein of 1270 amino acids. The record is from RefSeq and is a predicted model, not a curated record. The transcript has 27 exons.